AUGAUCCGUCUAAGAUACUUCUAUGAUUUGGUUACCAGUAAAGCGGUGUUGAUUACACGUACAAAGCGAAGAUUUGUUCUACUGUUGGCAGGCGCCUUGAUAAUAGCGUGUGUACAGUUGCUGUAUUCUCAUUUCCGCUCUACAGUAUUGGGCGAAAGCCGUAUACGCACUGAUGCACCGUUGAGAACACACUAUCGCAACCCAUAUUUCGAGACGGAGGAUGGGUUCCAAGUCAUUGCUGAGCAGGAGGGCAAACAUAGGUCCCUCGAAGGUGAUAUCCAUACUAUUCUGGAUUACACUGAGGAGGAGUACUAUCUGAAUGAUGAGUACCCUGAAUUCAUGAACAAGGAACGUUUAGACACUGAGCUGAAUAAACAGUCAACGUUCAAGAAGUUUGUCUCUGAACUGUUAGAGAACAUCCUCAGCUCAAAACCUAACAUCGAGGCGAUAAACAACUCAAACCAUUACAACGCGUCCAACGUCUAUCAGAAAACAGGAAUGCAUAAGAUGCCGACACUUUUAGGGAAAUUACGUGAGAAUAAUGGGGUUGAUCCAAUAAGAAGUAAAGAAUACCUCAGAAGUUAUAUGCAGCUCAGUGAAGAUGAGAUGGCACAGAUGAAGGCCUCACACCAAAAGAUAGUGGAUCUUCUUCCUGACAA
Williopsis jadinii is the source of this 659-nucleotide messenger RNA. RefSeq lists its product as uncharacterized. The record is from RefSeq and is a predicted model, not a curated record. The annotation marks the transcript as partial. The transcript has a single exon. NCBI's taxonomy places the organism in Eukaryota, Fungi, Ascomycota, Saccharomycetes, Phaffomycetales, Wickerhamomycetaceae.